GCCUCGUGGGCCGGCACUGCCAUGGACGGCCAGCUCCUGCCCGUGCUGCUGCUGCUGCUGCUUGGGGCCUCAGGCCCGCGGGGACAGGGCCCGGGGCUGGGGGGGCCCGAGGAAGAGCCCCCCGAGGAGGAUGGGAUCUUGGUGCUGAGCCAGCACACCCUGGGCCUGGCCCUGCGGAGGCACCGCGCUCUGCUGGUGCAGUUCUAUGCCCCAUGGUGUGGGCACUGCAAGGCACUGGCCCCUGAAUACAGCAAGGCCGCUGCCCUGCUGGCGGCAGAGUCCACCAAAGCCAGGCUGGCCAAGGUAGACGGGCCCGCCGAGAUGGAGCUGACCAAGGAGUUUGCCGUGACGGAGUACCCCACGCUCAAGUUCUUCCGUGACGGGAACCGCACACACCCGGAAGAGUACACCGGCCCCAGAGAGGCCGACGGCAUCGCUGAGUGGCUGAGGCGGCGGGUGGGGCCCAGUGCCACCCGGCUGGAGGAUGAAGAGGGUGCCCAAGCACUGAUAGAUGGCCGGGAUGUCACGGUCAUUGGCUUCUUCCAGGACCUACAGGACGAGGACGUGGCUACCUUCCUGGCCCUGGCCCAGGACGCCCUGGACAUGACCUUUGGCCUGACUGACCAGCCAAAGCUCUUUCAGAAGUUUGGCCUCACCAAGGACACCGUGGUCCUUUUCAAGAAGUUUGACGAGGGCCGGGCAGACUUCCCGGUGGACGAAGAGCUGGGCCUGGACCAGGGGGACCUGUCGCGCUUCCUCCUCACGCACAGCACGCACCUGGUCAUGGAGUUCAACAGCCAGACAUCGCCUAAGAUCUUUGCGGCCAGGAUUCUCAACCACCUGCUGCUGUUCGUCAACCAGACGCUGGCCCCGCACCGGGAGCUGCUGGCGGGCUUUGGGGAGGCAGCUCCCCCGUUCCGGGGACAGGUGCUGUUCGUGGUGGUGGACGUGGGUGCCGCCAACAACCACGUGCUGCAGUACUUCGGUCUGAAGGCCGAGGAGGCGCCCACCCUGCGAUUCAUCAACAUCGAGACCACCAAGAAGUACGCGCCUGCAGACGGCGGGCCGGUCACCGCAGCCUCCGUCACCAGCUUCUGCCACGCCGUGCUCAGCGGCGAAGUCAAGCCCUAUCUGCUGAGCCAGGAGGUCCCCGCCGACUGGGAUCAGCGGCCGGUCAAGACCCUCGUGGGCAAGAAUUUUGAGCAGGUGGCUUUCGAUGAAACCAAGAACGUGUUUAUCAAGUUUUAUGCCCCGUGGUGCACCCACUGCAAGGAGAUGGCCGCGGCCUGGGAGGCACUGGCCGAGAAGUACAAGGACCACGAGGACAUCAUCAUCGCCGAGCUGGACGCCACAGCCAAUGAGCUGGAGGCUUUCCCUGUGCACGGCUUCCCUACCCUCAAGUACUUCCCAGCAGGGCCGGGUCGGAAGGUGAUUGAAUACGAAAGCACCAGAGACCUGGAGACCUUCUCCAAGUUCCUGGACAACGGGGGCAAGCUGCCCGCAGAGGAGCCCAUAGCGCCCCUCCCGGAGACACCAGCCAACGCCAGCACGGAGCCCAGAGAGGAGCUGUAGCUGCCCUCCCGUCACCACCCGGCGCCCCCACAUCAGUGCCCCGGGAGCUGGGCAGUAAAUAAAGCGCUUCGGUCCCGGA
Molecule: messenger RNA, 1651 nt
Organism: Ailuropoda melanoleuca (giant panda)
Lineage: Eukaryota; Metazoa; Chordata; Mammalia; Carnivora; Ursidae
Gene: PDIA2
Product: protein disulfide isomerase family A member 2
Exons: 11
Coding region: 22-1572 (516 amino acids)
Biological process (GO): response to endoplasmic reticulum stress; protein folding
Cellular component (GO): endoplasmic reticulum
Molecular function (GO): protein disulfide isomerase activity
Source: RefSeq, a predicted model, not a curated record